AUGGAGUUUCGGAUCUAUAAAGUGGUAUUUGGAUUUGGUUUUCAUCCAACAACAAAAGAGUACAAGGUAGUAAAGAUCAUCUAUUAUAGGGCUAGACCUCUAAGAGUACGGAAUCUUGGUGGAAUUUUUCCUCCAACGUCACAGGUUCAGAUUUUCACUCUAGGCAGCCUUACUUGGAGAAGUCUAGGGAAUAUCUCUUACAGUAUUUUUCAAAGAUCACCACGGGUCUUGGUUGGUGGAAGACUUCAUUGGCCAAAGAGGGAUGGUCCUGGUCGCUCGCUCAUUUCCUUUGACCUAGCAGACGAGCAAUUUCGAGUCGUCCCACAGCCUGAUUGUGGUGGCUUAGACAGCUGUAGUUUUUCUCUGGCGGUUUUAGGAGGUUGCCUCUCUGCUGCUGUUCGUCGCAAUUAUGGGCAACUUGAAAUAUGGGUAACGAAGGAUUAUGAUGUCAAGGAGUCUAGAACCAAGGAAUUUAGCGUUGGAAUUCACGUGCCCAGAGGAUUGAGACAUGAUGUAGCUAUAUCCCUUAUGGCUUCAAAGUUCUAUUACAAUAGCACAAUUUUUCGUGUCUUAUGCCUCAUGAAAAAUGGUAACAUCUUGUUGGAGAGAAAUGGCAGAGGUUUGGUUGCUUACAACCCAAUAAGUGGAACAUUAAAGGAACUUUUGUUCAAUGGAAUGCCAGAGUGGUUUGAAGCUGUUGCUCAUAAGGGUAAUCUCACUCUCAUUGAUACAUAG
Messenger RNA from Pistacia vera, 735 nucleotides. RefSeq names its product F-box protein At3g07870-like. NCBI's taxonomy places the organism in Eukaryota, Viridiplantae, Streptophyta, Magnoliopsida, Sapindales, Anacardiaceae. The record is from RefSeq and is a predicted model, not a curated record. The transcript has a single exon. The coding region runs from base 1 to 735 and encodes 244 amino acids.